Messenger RNA from Choloepus didactylus (southern two-toed sloth), 3795 nucleotides. RefSeq names its product leucine rich repeat containing 53 (gene LRRC53). The record is from RefSeq and is a predicted model, not a curated record. Gene Ontology annotation, molecular function: protein binding. NCBI's taxonomy places the organism in Eukaryota, Metazoa, Chordata, Mammalia, Pilosa, Megalonychidae. Gene Ontology annotation, cellular component: plasma membrane.
AUGCUUCGAUUGGUGACAGCCUGCCCUGCAUCAUGCAUGGUGUGCACCAAAGACAUAACCCUGUGUCACCGGCUAACCUAUAUAGUAGCAGCCCCUGUGACCACAAGGGUUUUAAUCGUCACCGAUGGAUACCUCUCCUCUAUAGAAAGUACAAAUCUGUCCCUCUUGUUUAAUCUUGCCCUGCUGUCUUUGAGUAGAAAUGACAUUGAGGACAUUCAGGAAGAUGCCCUACAUGGCCUUGCAAAGUUGCAGACGUUAUUGCUGGGGCACAACCAAAUAUCCAGCUCUUCGCUCACGGACCUCACCUUUAGCAAACUACGCAGCCUGCAGGUGCUGGUGCUUAGCAAUAAUGCUCUCCGCACCCUGCAGGGCUCCUGGUUCCGAAACAACAGGGGCCUGACCCGGCUGCAACUGGAUGGGAAUCAGAUCGCUAACCUGACAGACAGUUCUUUUGGAGGCACAAAUCUCCAUAGCCUCAGGCAUCUGGAUUUGUCUAACAAUUUUAUUUCUUCCAUUGGGAAAGAUGCCUUCCGGCCCUUGCCUCAACUACAGGAAGUGGACCUUUCCCGAAACAGGUUGGCCCACAUGCCGGAUGUUUUCACUCCACUGAAGCAGUUAAUCCUUCUGAGCUUGGAUAAGAACCAGUGGAGCUGCACUUGUGAUCUCCAGCCCCUUGCCCGGUUUUUAAGAAACUAUAUUAACUCUUCUGCUCGCACUCUCAAGAAUGCCAAGGACCUAAAUUGUCAGCCGCCCACUACAGCUGUGGCCACUGCAAAGCGUAUACUCAGGCUGACGGAGACCAAUUGCAGUUCGAAGGCUCCCAACCUCACUCUGGUUCUAAAGGACAGAAGUCCCAUCCUCCCAGGGCAGGAUGUGGCCCUGCUGACUAUCCUUGGCUUUGCAGGAGCUGUUGGUCUCACUUGCCUAGGUUUAGUUAUAUUUAACCGGAAACUCCAACAAGGCAAAGCAAAUGAACACACAUCAGAAAACCUUUGUUGCAGAGCUUUCGAUGAAACCCUGGGUGCUCAAGAGGCAAGACAUUACCGUGCUAAGGGAUUCUGUAACUGCCACUUAACUCAGGAAAAUGCGAUAAAGGUCAUGUCCAUUGUGGGGUCCAGAAAUGAAAUGCCACUUUUACAGGAAAACAACCAUCAAGCAACACUGGCCCCCAAGUCUACAGCCCUUGAUGGAUCAUUUAGAAACCUGCAAGGAAAGGACCAUGGGGCAGACACCACUUUCUUUCACCUCGGUGGCAGAUGGCUGCAGUCAGGAUGUUCAGAGCCUCCUGAGAAUAUGGCAGCUUUUAAUGAACCAGGUGUACUUACAAGAUAUUGUCCAAAGAGUGUCAAAAAGCUAAGGAAUCUUAAGGCUGGGGAAGUUCCACCUCAAACCCUGCCACAGCAUGUAACAGGAACACUUGAUAUUGGCAGUGACACAUUUAGUAGAAGAUAUGCAACAUCCUCUUCAGCCCUGGCAGGAGAAAGUCUUGAAAAGCAUUUAACAAAUGAAUCAUGGCAGCCUCCAAUAGAAAAAGAAGACAAUGGCUUACAACCUCACGGGCAGAGACAUUUUAUUACAAGCUCAUCAUCUAAGCAUUGUGAGCCCGAGGAACACUAUGUACAAAAGAUCUUACAAAAACAUAGAUCAAAAUAUGACGAUCCUUGUGGACUGUUAAAUCAGAGCAAGCCUAGGUACUUUCUGCCAAACAAUUCUCUUAUCUGUAAAUAUGUGCCGUGUGAUCAUUUUCAAGAUUAUGUGAAAGAAAAGAAGCCAAAUCGUAGGGAACAUUCAAAGCUGGAGAAAGAACAAAUCCAAAUUAACACUGCAAUAGAAAAAUUCCUUAGGAGUGAAGACAACAUGGAGUUAUCAGGGUUAUCAAAAAAAGCCAAGCAAACAUAUUCCCCAAAGAGUGUUAGCUUCCAUGAUCCUGAUUUAGUAGAAAAAAAUAAGUUGGUGAUGUCACCCAAAACAGUGACCCAUUGGAAACAGCAGAAAAAUCAAAGUAACCAAUUGACCAACUUGGAUCUCAAAAUAUGUAGCAAAUCUCAGGAGAGAAACACAAGAGGAAAAUGGUUGACUAAUACCCAGAUUCUGAAAAAGAAGAGAAGCAAUCUAUCUGACCUCAAAAGGAAAAUUAAAGGACAAAAUUUAAGGAUAAAAUUAAAUGUACAUCCUUCAAGAAAAGUCAGAGUCCAUCCAGAAAAAUCCUUGCCAGAACCCCCAAAGAAAUGCAAGCAAGUAUUGUUACCGCCUAAGAAAUUAUCCAAAGCUUUUGAGAAAGAAGCUAAAAUAAACCUCAUGUCCUCUUCCGAUUUUUUCCAGCAGCCAGAGAGUCAUGACUACGUUAGAUUCACUUCAAAGAGGCUGCCUUUCAAACAUGUCCCAAAGCAGACCUCAUAUUACAAAAGCAACACUAAAAACACACCUCUGCUCAGAGCUAAUGACUUGUCUGUAGUCAGCCAGAGCUCUGUGGAUGACAACUGUCACCACACUGGUCACAGUCCUGGUGGAAGCCCAUCAGCUUUGCCUCUGCCCACACAUCACAGGCCCUCACACUCUGAAUCCUCAAGUGAGCAAAUGGAAGGUGCAACUUACGUCACAUUGGGAGAUCCUAGCUAUUUACUAACUACUUUGGGAAAUACAGGAAGUGAUGUUUUUCCAUCUGGCCAUUCCAGGGGGGCUACUAACCAAGGGGCAAUAGAGCCUAUUGAACACAUAAUGGGGCAGGACAAAUCAAAGACCACUGAGCAGGGUAAGACAAACCAGUUUUCUUUGUCCCCGACAAAUCAAACACAACUUCCAGGAGGCCAAGAGAAGGACACUUAGGACAUGGAAUGCACUUCAGAUCAAAAUCAAGCUUUACAACAGAAGGAGCAAAUAUCAAGUCCCAAGCAACUUGGAAAUGGAGAAAAAACAUUAAUAAUGAUACCCCCGAAAUCACAUCAAAUUGUAGAAGUUUGCACUGGGGAUAAAAAGGGAAAUGAUAUAGGAAAGAACCUUAACACAGAAACUUAUGAUUCCUUUCUCAUUCCCCAGACAGAAUCUAAGAGUAAACUAACAUUUAUGAAGACAAAUUCUAUUCCAUCCCAAAAUAGAAUAGAGCUUACCAAGGAUAUCAGUACUUCUUCUCUUAGUGCUCAAGCCAUUUGGCAUCUAACCAAUGGUAACGAAAAAGGAAUUGACAGUGCAAAUGCAUUGCCCAGAGAUGACGAUACUGAAGCACUAAAGAUAAAAAUAGUAGGGAAAGAAGAGAAAAAAAAUCUCGAUGAAAUCAAGACAGAUUCUAGUGUGUUAAUUCAGACCACACAAACGACCUUAACAGGCACUGCAAAAGAAAAGCAGCAGACUUGGGGAAACGGAACUAGUGAAAAACAUAUAUUGUAUGAUUCAAGCGCUGUCGAAGAGACUAUUACAGCUAAGGAUCCGUGUAUCACAAAUUCCCAUGAAACUGAAAAUAGGCCACCUCAUAGUGAAACAGAUCUUCAAAUUAACAAUAAUGUAUGUGAUUUGAGAGAAUUUCAAAAUAUUCAACCAGAUAAAGAUAACAAUGUACAUAAAGAAGGUGAAAUGGCAGCAGAGAAGCAUGAAGCACUUUCCCUCUUACCAGAGUUAAAAGAUAAUAGUUUUGAGGCAGAAAAUGAGGUGCCUUUCAUUCCUAGCAGAAUAAAUGAAGCUGAAAACUCUGCUCCAAAACCUGCACUGUAUCCACCAUCUGCUGAAUAUUCUAAUACAUCAUCUUUAGAGGCAGAACAAAGUGAACAAAAUAACUCAAAUAAUAAUCAUUUCCCACUUUAG